Triticum turgidum subsp. durum (durum wheat) is the source of this 624-nucleotide messenger RNA. Lineage: Eukaryota; Viridiplantae; Streptophyta; Magnoliopsida; Poales; Poaceae. The record is from the annotation of a GenBank genome assembly.
AUGGGAGCCGAGCAGCAGCACCAGGCCGCCGGGGGCAGCAGGUUCGCCGUGGCGUUCGGCCUGCUGCGCCAGUACAUGAGGGAGCAGCCUGGCGUGGUCACCGUGGGCCUCUCGCCGGGCGGCGGCGACGGCGUCGAGGCGGUGGCGCCCGAGCAGCGGAUCCGGACCAUGGAGCUCUUCCCCCAGCAGGCCGGCACGGUCAGGGGCUCGCACGAGAGGACGGGGCCUGGGAGAGCGCCGCUCACCAUCUUCUACGGCGGGAGGACGUUCGUGUUCGACGACUUCCCCGCCGAGAAGGCCAGGGAGCUCAUGCAGCUCGCCGGCUCCUUCUGCGCGCCGCCGCCCGCCCCCGACGCCGAGCCCGCCUGCCAGAACGCGCCGGGGCAGCCUUGCUUGUCAGGUACGGAUCGCGCUACACUUUGUGUAGACCUGCCGAUCGCGAGGAAGGCGUCGCUCCACAGGUUCCUGGCGAAGAGGAAGAGCAGGCUCACCGCGGCAGAUCCGUACCCGGCGCCGUUAGCGGCGCCGGGGGCCGGGGCGGCCAAGGAGACGGCCGGCAAGGCUGCGCCGGAGGACGGCGGCGCGCCGUGGCUCGGCGUCAACCCCGCGCUCCAGCUCAACUGA